UGAUGGAUGUUUUUCAACUGUUUUAAGGGAGUUACAGUUGUUUCUUUUUUCAAAAUUUAGGAGGUUUUGAUUAGACACCAAGCACUUAAGUUAGGGGGCUUGUUUUGGAAACCGUAGUUGCCUAAAAAAGCAAUUUGAAAGGGGAAAGGCUUCACCUUUGUCUUCUUUCUUCUUGGUUUUUUUCACAGUUUGCCCAUUUCCAAAAUUUGAGCUAUUUUCUCUCAUGGGUUUUAGAGCUGAGGGCAAGAUAAGGGGUAAAGGUGGCUCCUUUGGCUAAGAGUUUGCGACCCAUUUGAGAAAUUUGGAAGCUUUGGAUCAAUUGAUCAUUAAGAAGGUUUGAAGUGAUGAAAAGGACCAAAUAUCCAAAAUAUGCAAGCAUGGAUUAGAUUUGUUUCAUUGGAACAUAGGAAUGGAACAUGCGAAUUCCGACAGGAAAGAAGAAUUCCAACAUGAUAACAAUAUGCCUUGUAGUGUAAAUAAUUCCUCCGAACUCGAACAAGAUGAUCUCUCAGGUUUCACUAUUUCCGAACUCGAAAUUGAGUUUGAGAAAAUGUGCAACAAAUUAGUGAUCCCAAACUACAUCCGUCUCAUCAGCCCCCAUAAGGAUUUCUCAGAGAAUUGCACUGAUUAUGAUACAGCAUCAGAUCCUGUAAGUAUCUUCUAUAGAAGGGCAGCCUUGUUUAGCAUCCCGGUGAAUCUAAGAUCUUCAGAAAGCCAAAAGAACCAACAAAGAUGGAUGUUUGAGUCUAAAGAGGCCAAUUUGUUAUUCAAAUUAGGUGUUCGAGAUGAUAAAAGGAGACAUUUUAAAUCACCAUCAGCUGAUUUAAGACUAACAAAAUCUUCGGAAUUGUGCAGUUUACCUUCAGUGCUGAGGGAGAACAUUGGAAGACAAAGUUCUGAGUUUAAUAUCUCUGAAAGAAAGCUAGUUUCUUGCUCUAAAGGGCUUCUUUGUUGUGUUUGGAAGAGCGAGAUACCCUUUUUUGUGUUUUCAUUCGAAAAUCACAGUAGUGAUUUAUAUCUGGCUUAUCCUCAAAAGGUGGAGUCUUCAUUUGAUAAGUCCUUGGAUUAUGUGUACUUAUUUCAUUCGAUAAAGUCCAAAAACCAUCGAAAUAAUGCAUCAAGUGUUAUUGGCAAGAUGACAGUAUCGAGUUCUUUUGUUCUAGACUCCAACGGGUCCAAACUCUUGGAGACUGAAUUUGUCCUUUUUGGUACUAAAGAAGACUAUUUCAAGGAAAUUGAAAGUUCAUCCUUUACUCUCAACAACAGUAAAGGUUUCUCAAAGAAAAUCACAGAAGUACUUAAAUCAAGGUACUCUUUCAAGCAUAAAGCUCUUCAUAAGUUCGGUGAACCAAAUUUUAAUUUGGAUGAUUUUGAGCGGGGUAUAAACGAAAUGGAUAAUGUGAAUGAUUUUGUACAAGCUUCUCCAUCAAAUCUUGAGUUGGCUGCCAUAGUUGUGAAAGAUUAUCAAUGUAAUAGAAGUAAAGAACCCGAGAGAGGUGGUUGGGGCCUUAAGUUUCUCAAGAAUUAUGAAGGAGGUCCGGAGAGAAAAUGUGGAGAUUCUAGAAGGAAAAUCGAUGUUUUAGUCCCGAGUGGUUUCCAUGGAGGCCCAAUUAAUGGAAGUGAUGGGCCUUCUGGCCUUAUUGAGAGAUGGAAAUUUGGAAGUUGUGACUGUGGAGGUUGGGAUAUUGGAUGUCCUCUCAAAGUUCUUGAGAACAAUUCUCUAUGUUCGACUACUUUAAUCCAAGAUGACUCAGAAGAAGAUAGACAACCAGUUUGUUUAUUUAUGAAAGAGGGUGCUCAACAAAGUGAACCAACUCUCAGAAUGAUGAACAAAAGCAAAGACAUGUAUUGUAUCGAUUUCGAGUCAUCUCUUUCAAUAUUACAGUCUUUCUCCACAGCGGUUGCGAUCAUCCACUGCAAAACACCAGACCUGUACCCAAAGUUUUAGGUGAAGAAGAGAGCACAAAUACUUGAAAAUGGUGUAUGUCCAUGUGUAUAUUGUUAUAGAUAUCCAUGUAUUUUAUCAAGUUAGGUUACGUUGAUCUACAAAAUGGGUUAUUUUCGUUUUUCACUCUGCUUGUAAUAUCAAUGGCUUUUGAUAGUUUUCUAGAGAUUUCGAUGCGGUGAAAUCUCGAGUCCUAUUAUUAAUGUGAGAACUUGAAUGCUGCAAAUAGAAAGCUUACAACAUGCGGAUGAAAA
This is a messenger RNA of Asparagus officinalis (garden asparagus), 2199 nucleotides long. RefSeq lists its product as uncharacterized. The record is from RefSeq and is a predicted model, not a curated record. Lineage: Eukaryota; Viridiplantae; Streptophyta; Magnoliopsida; Asparagales; Asparagaceae. The transcript is spliced from 3 exons. The coding region runs from base 410 to 1948 and encodes 512 amino acids.